Messenger RNA from Cynara cardunculus var. scolymus (artichoke), 1529 nucleotides. RefSeq names its product protein RETICULATA-RELATED 4, chloroplastic-like. The record is from RefSeq and is a predicted model, not a curated record. The coding region runs from base 58 to 1221 and encodes 387 amino acids. The transcript is spliced from 8 exons. NCBI's taxonomy places the organism in Eukaryota, Viridiplantae, Streptophyta, Magnoliopsida, Asterales, Asteraceae.
CCGAAACUAACGCCUUCACGAACAACCAAUAAACCCCUGAUUCGUCUCAACACCACCAUGUCCACGGCGGCGAUGUCGGCCAUGGGUUUCACAUCCUCAAGGGCUCACUCCAAAUUGAACCCCUACAUUCCGAUUCAAUCUUUUCAACCGCCAAUUUCCCUUUCUGUUCGAACCACCGGAGUUCUUCACAAUACCUGUUCGUUGAAUCACCACCACCACCACAGCCGCGAAAAGUUUCCGAUAUUGCUUGCAUUUUCUGGAGGAGGAGACGACGGUAUCGGAAAUGGAAAUAGUUCUGGUGGCGGCGGAGGCGGGGAUGGAGGUAGCGGCGGUGGAAGCGGUGGCGAUAGAAACGAGAAGGAGGCGUUAAUGGUGUUGGCGGAGGUGGGUAGGUCGUUGGAUACUAUUCCGAAGGACUUGGCGGCGGCAAUUGGGUCGGGUAAAAUACCUGGAUCCAUAGUGCAGAGGUAUUUGGAGAUGGAGAAGUCGCCAUUUUUAAGGUGGUUGCUUCAAUUUGGAGGGUUUAAGGAGCGUUUGCUUGCUGAUGAUCUUUUUCUGGCUAAGGUUGGCAUGGAAUGUGGUGUCGGUAUGUUCACCAAGACAGCUGCAGAAUACGAAAAGCGCAAAGAAAAUUUCUCCAAGGAGCUGGAAAUCGUUUUCGCAGAUGUGGUGAUGGCUGUAAUUGCAGAUUUUAUGCUUGUUUACCUUCCUGCACCUACCAUAUCUCUUCGACCUCCCAUAUCUCUCAAUGCUGGACGUAUUGCCAAGUUCUUCUACAACUGUCCUGACAAUGCCUUCCAGACUGCUCUGGGUGGAGCAUCAUAUUCCUUACUUCAGAGACUGGGUGCUAUAGCGCGAAAUGGGACAAAGCUCUUUGCUGUGGGCACUGCAUCAUCACUGGUUGGCACAGUCGUCACAAAUACGCUGAUAAAUGCUAAAAAGGCUGUUCAGAAAUCUUCUGAUGAUGAGCUCGAGAAUAUACCUGUCUUAUCCACCAGUGUGGGAUACGGUGUUUAUAUGGCAGUCUCUAGCAAUCUCCGGUACCAAAUUCUGGCGGGUGUCAUUGAACAACGGCUCCUGGAACCGUUGUUACACCAACACAAGCUAAUGCUGAGUGCAGCCUGCUUCGUUGUUCGGACAGGAAACACGUACUUGGGUUCAUUAUUGUGGGUCGAUUAUGCCCGUUUGGUAGGGCUUCAGAAGGCUCCUGAGGUCGAAUGAAGCUGUGGUUCUUGACUUCCAAUAUAGCUUCAGGUUAGCCAGCAUUAGUUGAGUUAUUGUGGAUGUUCUGGUUUCGUGUUUGUGUCCGAAGGGGUGGCUGGUUCCCCCCAAUUUUCAAUAUUUUCAGGGUCUUUUUACUUGGUUUCAAACGACUUAUGUACCAAGACUUCUUUGCAGUUUCUAGUCGUUCUGAUAUGUAAGAGUGUCUUGCCGAAUGAUAUCAUAAUUUCCACGAAGGUUGGAUUUGUCGUCUAGAUGUCGUUUUCUUUUUCUUUCUAAAAUCUUGUCUGAAAACGAGUAAACUGGAA